Fusarium coffeatum is the source of this 819-nucleotide messenger RNA. RefSeq lists its product as uncharacterized. The coding region runs from base 1 to 819 and encodes 272 amino acids. The transcript has a single exon. The record is from RefSeq and is a predicted model, not a curated record. NCBI's taxonomy places the organism in Eukaryota, Fungi, Ascomycota, Sordariomycetes, Hypocreales, Nectriaceae.
AUGAGCAAACCCUGGAUCUUCGUUUUACCCUCAACCAGAGGAAUUGGUUAUGCUCUCACCCGCCACCUCCUUCAAAAAACAUCACUUCCUAUUCUCGCAACAGCACGCCUCCGCCAUGAUCCAGAAGAUGUGAAAAAGUCACUCCUGCAAGGUCUCCCCGAGAAAGACGCUCUCGCCAAACGCCUCUCUAUAGUCCACGCAGAUGUCACAGAUGACAAAUCUCUAAGUGACGCUGCAUCUAGAGCCGCGGAAAUGUUCCCUACCGAUAAAAACCAUCUUCGUCUUGCGUGUGCUAUUCCUGGUAUUUUGAGGCCUGAGAAGAACCCGAGCCAAAUCGAUGCAGAUGCCAGUUUAGAGCAGUUCCGCAUCAACACUGUUGGCCCUCUUCUUCUCAUCAAGCACUUUGACCAGUUCCUUCCUAGACGGACGACCAAGUUGGAGGACAGCCCAGAGAGUGACCAAGUCAAAAUGCCUUCGCAUUCUGUAUGGCUAAGCAUGGCCGCUCGCGUGGGUUCCAUAUCUGACAACAGGGCUGGUGGGUGGUUCUCAUACAGAGCAACCAAAGCGGGUGUCAUCAGUAUCGGCAAGAGUUACGACAUUUUUCUGAACGGGCGAAGCGGUGACAAAGCUAUUUCAAUUAGCUAUCACCCAGGAACGGUCAAGACGGACCUGAGUAAGGACUUCUGGAGCAGUACAAAGGAAGAUAAGCUAUUCAGCCCUGAAUUUGCUGCGGACAGGCUUGUUAGUGUUGCAACAGGCAUGGCGUUGGAAGGCCGUGGAAAAUGCUGGGACUGGGAUCAUAAGGAGAUCCUCCCAUAG